Messenger RNA from Uloborus diversus, 1068 nucleotides. RefSeq lists its product as uncharacterized. The transcript is spliced from 6 exons. The record is from RefSeq and is a predicted model, not a curated record. NCBI's taxonomy places the organism in Eukaryota, Metazoa, Arthropoda, Arachnida, Araneae, Uloboridae. Bases 148 to 846 code for a protein of 232 amino acids.
CCGUCUUGGACAUUACUCGUUCUUUGCGAAGCAGAUUUCGCUAAGCGUUGGACUGUUCACCCAGUGUUUCAGAUUCUCUUGUUACAAUCCAAACGGUUCUUUCCAUUUAGAAAAGCUAAACUAGCUUGCAUAUUUCAACAAAAGACAAUGAAGAUCAUUCUUGGUGUGUUCUCUGUAAUUUUGCUUGGACUGGCAGCAACCCACCCAAUUAAAUUUUUUAGAAGAACUGAAAGUCCUAAGUACCAGGUUAUAAAGAAACACCAUGAGUUUGAAGACCGCUUAUAUGACAAUAGCACCUGGCUGACUAUGGCAGUAGCUGGACCUCAGCUGGAGGCUGCCCAGAAAGAGAUCUACCCUCAUCUUUACAAAUACUUCCAAGGACAGAACUCAGAAGGACUUAAAAUUAACUGGUUAACAACUGUGAGGACAGGAAUUCAGUCCUGCUAUGGAGCAAGUUGCGCUACAGUGUUUUCGAUGGCGUUCCUCAUUCCUGAGGAACAUGCCAAGAGAGCUCCCCAGCCUGUUGACCCGAAGGUAGAAAUAGUGAAUGAACCAGCUGCCCGUUACGCCGCCAGAGCUUUCUACGGAUCUUAUACCGAGGAAACUGAUUGGCUACGACAAGCCAGCAAGCUUGCGGAAAAAGUUCAAGGUGACUACACCAUUGAUCCUACGACCUACUACUUAAUAUCUCAUUCACGCCCUCAUGAUUUAAUAAGGAAUUACAGUGAGAUAUUAGUGAAAAUAGAAAAAAAAGUUCACGGAGCAGAAGGAUCCAUUAAUCCACAGACAAUUCACAAUGCAACGGCUGUUGAUAACUUAAAUGAACUUUUUAAGAAGCGUGAAUGAAACGGAACAUGUUUUAACAAUGUCACUUUUUGAAACUUUUGCUGUAGUAUUUUUUGAAGUGGGUCAUUUAUUGUUGGUUAUUAGUUGUGUUGCUCUCUCGUGAAGAUCAUUUUUUAACGAUGUGGUUCUCUUUUUGGAGUUGGUCUUGGUGUCUAUAUUUGUACUUUUUCUCAACAACUGCAUUUUUGAAUUUUUUGUAUGUAAUGUUUUAUUCACACAUGU